GUCGAUAACAAAACAGAAACCCAGUCCGCUUGACAAACCAUUAAGUAAAGGAAAAGCAGAGGAAGAAAAAGGCCAGGUACAAAUAGUACAAAAUCAUUGACAGGUUAAAGUUCAUCUUAAACAGAUCAGGAAAUGGCACAGAGAUGUGCUGCUCGUUAGGUACAUGUAAAUAUUGCAACUUUUGCUUUAUUGUUUUCUGAAAUGGUGCAGUAUUGCCAGAAUAGAGUGUACAGUGUAUCAGAGCUCCAAACAAAGCUGUCAGAGAUGGGACAACAUGUAGGUUCACAUUUGUUAGACUUGCUGUUUGUUAGAGAACAAGGAUAUAAGAGAGAAACAAAGCUACUCAAAAUGUUACUGUUUAUCAAGACUAAUUUUUGGAAGACUUUAUAUGGGAAAGAAGCAGACAGAUUAGAGCAUUCUAACGAUGAUGAGAGAACAUAUUAUAUAAUUGAAACUGAACAUCUAGUCAACAAAUUCAUAUCAGUACCAAAAGAUAAAGCAAAAUUAAAUUGUGCAGCAUUUACUGCAGGCAUAAUAGAAGCUGUUCUUAAUGGAGCUAAUUUUCCUUGUAAAGUAACAGCUCAUUGGCAUAAAGGAACAACAUUUAUGAUAGAAUUUGAAGAAUCAGUUAUAGCUAGAGAUAAAAUGGUAGAAGGAAGAUAAUUGAUGAACAACUUACAUUAAUUUUUUUUGAACAAUGCUCUAUUUCAUUAUUCUUAUUUUAUAAUUAAUAUAUGUUUUCAUUUGAAUAAAUUCAAAACUCAUAAGAUAUGAAA
Mytilus californianus (California mussel) is the source of this 776-nucleotide messenger RNA. Its product is annotated as trafficking protein particle complex subunit 5-like. Gene Ontology annotation, biological process: endoplasmic reticulum to Golgi vesicle-mediated transport. The record is from RefSeq and is a predicted model, not a curated record. Gene Ontology annotation, cellular component: TRAPPI protein complex; TRAPPIII protein complex; TRAPPII protein complex. The coding region runs from base 202 to 663 and encodes 153 amino acids. NCBI's taxonomy places the organism in Eukaryota, Metazoa, Mollusca, Bivalvia, Mytilida, Mytilidae. The transcript is spliced from 8 exons.